Molecule: messenger RNA, 2331 nt
Organism: Microplitis demolitor
Lineage: Eukaryota; Metazoa; Arthropoda; Insecta; Hymenoptera; Braconidae
Gene: Drgx
Product: cone-rod homeobox protein
Exons: 5
Coding region: 727-1917 (396 amino acids)
Biological process (GO): regulation of transcription by RNA polymerase II
Molecular function (GO): DNA-binding transcription factor activity, RNA polymerase II-specific; RNA polymerase II transcription regulatory region sequence-specific DNA binding
Source: RefSeq, a predicted model, not a curated record
UCACACAGAACUUGUGACAGUCGUUCUAUUCGUAGAAAAUCACAAGUUUACUCUACGCUAUUAAGUUGCCGGUUGUCAUCUCGAGCAAUAAUUCAAAUUCCCGCCUAUCUAAAGUGAUAAGUGACCAUAAAAGGUGAUUCUUAUUCAGGUGUCAUAAGGAUUUAAGUGACGAAAAAAGUGCAAUGACUUGCUUGCACAAUAAUAUUUAGCUUUUGUGAUAAAUGUUUUUCGUUGGAUAGACGAAACUGCAACAGGGUGAUGUUGAUAGUUGUGGGGUUGAGUAUUUUUGAUAAGUAAAUAAAUAUUCAAGUAUCAGACACGGGAUUUGAGGGCGAAUUAACGUGCGUCGGUGACGACGCGUCCAGCAACGACGAAUUCUACCAGGAAAGAAGACGAAUCUGGAGGUCGUGGGAGUUCCGCGAGGUCGCGGUGGAGAUCGGGAAAGUGUUGUUCAGCCACGAGUCCAGGAUUCUCACCCCCGGCGGUGGUGCUGUCUCGCCCGGAGGCACUGGGCCUCCUGCGAGCCCACCAACCGGACACUACCAUUCACAGCACAGUCCGCCACUUAUCAAGAUUGGCUCAGUCCACAGCCACCAGUCGACGAAUCAUCAAUCAGGUACUCAGGUACGGUCGACAUCGCCGCAGUCACAAAAUCCAGUGGCAGGUACCGGAGCAACGACGGGGGGCCCAAGCGCUACCCCGAGUGUCGCAGCAAGGGCGGGGGGCAUGUUUUGCUAUCAUUGCCCCCCGGGUUUGCCGGCACCGAGACUUCCGCCCACCUUGGAGUACUCAUUUGCGCCCACUCAUCCCUACACAAGUUACUCGGCCUAUCACCCGGCAUUGCAUGGAGUCGGCGAGGAUUCAUUUGUCCGACGGAAACAACGGCGAAAUCGGACGACUUUCACGCUUCAGCAGUUGGAAGAGUUGGAGUCAGCUUUUGCUCAGACCCAUUACCCAGACGUAUUUACACGUGAGGAUCUGGCGAUGAAAAUAAACCUCACGGAGGCUCGUGUCCAGGUUUGGUUCCAAAACCGGCGAGCCAAGUGGCGUAAGAGCGAAAGGCUGAAGGAGGAACAGAGAAAGCGUGAAGGAGGGGUAGCUACUAGUGGUACUCCUGGUACUGGUAUCAGUGGGGGAGGUGCGACACCCGAAGCAGGAAUGCCGCCAUCUUCUUCAAGUGGCCCCAGUCCGACGAGUCAUCAGGGCGACCCAAUGGAGACCAAUGAUGUUGAGGAAACCGGACAAGAGUGUGGCGGGACUGGUUCUCGCAGUCCCAGCACGACAUCUGCGUCCGUGAGUCCAAGACCCCAGCAGUCACAGAGCCAGCCGUCAUUGGGUGGUGUUGCGACGCCACCGCCGACGCCAAUAAGGGCGCCACUGUCGACUAGUUCUGUUACUGGUUCGCUAGGGCCACCCUCGGAAAGCUCAACAGCAGGAUUCAGGCCAUUGGAACCUCCAACAUCGUUGUUCUUUUCCCCCCACUUGGCAGCCCAGUUUUCACCACCGCUGUUUGGCAGUAGUAAAAUAAUUGGCUCAACGGCAUCGACGUCACUGACAUCAGCAACGCCGUCAUUGUGGACCACCAGUGAUCAUCGUCCAAGCAGCCUGCAGGAGAUGCUGUCAUGGACAACACCAGCAGGCUGGCCAGGAUCACUGUGUGGCUGCUGCAAGCCUGGUAGUGGUGAUCUCCAUCGGAGCAGCAGUCUAGCUGAAUUACGUCGUAAAGCACAGGAACACAGUACAGCGACAGCGUUACUUGGUGGGUUGGCUGGAUUUCCUGGUGGUUUACCGUUGCCUCUUCAUUUGCCUCUACUUCCACCGUUACUUGGACUGUCACGGCGACCUGACCAUCAUCAUCAUCAUCAUUUAUCAAGUGUAGUCCAUCAAAUCCAGCCCACGACCAAAGAAGAUCCAUAAGGACAGACCUCUAUGGAAGACAUUUUGUCGUAGACGUUUUUGAAGCAAGAGAAAUCAAACCACGACAAGUAUUUGUUAAUCACGCUGGUCUAAAAAAGGUUAUGGAGAAUCAGGACCAAUAUGUGUUGUGCCUGAUGAUUGAUUUACUAGGACUAUAGUGUUAUUUAGAAAGUGAGAUUGAAUGGUAAUGUUAUAAAAGGCGUCUUGUGACGUUUUAACACUAUUAAUAAUAAUAUAGAAAAAUAUGUAGAAAGUUAUGAAUGUUUUUUUCAAUGGAAUAAAGGAAUGAAAGCUAUUUAGGGUGAACCGAUCUUAGGUAUUAGACAUUAAAAAAUCCAACAAAAAAUGAUAAAUCUUGUAUAUGCAUUAAUGGAAAAUGAUGUAACAAAAAAAUAUACAAAUAAAAUUAUAUGA